AUGGCUAUCGCCCAAGAAUUCCGACGUCCUUCGACCAUUCAAGAGGAGGAGACUACACCCCUCCUGCCGCGCGAUGAGCCGAAACCAAGAGAAGAAAAAGCGGCCGUCCCGGUGUUAUUCCGCGCUUUGAUAUGCGCGUUCCUUGUGUCGUUGACAUUCAGUAUCACGCAGGCUCCUAUGCUAUACGCUUUCCGGAUAUUGACCUGCGAUGCGUAUUACGAACAUCAUGAGCCAGAUCCGCACGCCGUGGAUAGAUGUGCGAGACGCGAAAUCGACGCUGGAGCGGCCAGGGCUUUUGCACUUCUGGCAUCAUCGACUACCAUAUUCGGCCUUGUCAAUUUGCUAGUAGCUGCAUGGACUAUCAAACGCCUGGGCGUCAAGUUGGCUUUGAUCAUUCAGAUCUUCUGGCCUGCGGUCCGCCUUCUGAUCCAGAAUAUCGGUAUCAUGCACGGCGGCAACGUUGGCAUCAUGAUCGUGCAAUGCUCGCAAGUCAUCACAGUAGUUGGCGGCCCCAAUGGAUACGUUUUGUGCCUCAAUUCUUUGGUGGCGGACGUCGUCGAGCAUGAAAAGCGAACAGGCGCAUUGGGCAGACUCCAAGGCUGCAUGUACUUCGGAAGCGCCAUUGGGUUCUUGAUUGGAGGCAUUGUCGGCGACUACUUUGGCAUACUUGCACCCUUCCGAAUGACUCUGGUGUUGUUCUUGCUUUGCUGCGUAUAUGUAGCAGUAUCGCUACCUGCCAUGCCACCGCCGGAGGAAGAAAAGGAUGCGAAACCUCGCGAAACCACUGGCAUCGCGCGUUUCUUUGGCCCCCUCCGCAUCUUUGCACCGCAAAAAUGGGAAUUACCGAAUGGACGUACUCGCCUGCAGUUUGGAGCACUCACACUCGGUAUCGGCGUUUUCUUGGGUAUCCUCGCGACUGGCUACAUCCCGAUCUUACUCCAGAUGUAUGCUACCGUUGAGUUCAACUUUGGCCCCAAGGAGAACGGGGCACUCAUCUUCUUAUACUCAGCAUUAAGAGGUGGUUUCCUCUCUCUCGUCUUUCCCAUCAUCGUUGCUGCAGGGCGAAAGUGGAUGGAUGAUGGCGUGAAAAGCAAGUUGGCGGAAGACGAAGAAAGAGAAUCGACAGUGCAAGUUCAUAUCAUACCACCAACUCCGGCAGUAACAGAAACUGUCGACCCGAUGGAGAGCGAAGAGCCGCCCAACCCCGAACCGACGAACGAGCAGGAGACAUUUGCAUUCGAUUUGUUCUAUGCGCGCUUCAGCCUCUUGCUUGAUGGCAUACUUACCGGUCUUGCCGUAUUCGUAUCACAGGGUUGGCAAAUGUACAUUGUUGCUGUGAUGCUGCCAUUUGCUGCAGGUACCGGUGCCGCGUCCAAGGGAUCGAUCCUGCAAAUGUUACCGAACAGCGAGCGUGUCGACGCGCUCAGCGGCAUAACGCUCGUCGAAAACAUCGCGCGUCUUUCGACGUCGGCCGUCUUUGGAGUAGCCUUCGCUGCGCUUGCCGAGGCUGGCCAAAGCCAUCUCACUUUCAUCUGUAAUGCCGCUGUUGCGUUGCUUGGCUUCAUCGUCUUACUUCUCUCGCGCUUUCCACCGAAAGGUAGUCGUCGGAUCGAGAUAUAA
Alternaria incomplexa is the source of this 1620-nucleotide messenger RNA. RefSeq lists its product as uncharacterized. Lineage: Eukaryota; Fungi; Ascomycota; Dothideomycetes; Pleosporales; Pleosporaceae. Gene Ontology annotation, molecular function: transmembrane transporter activity. The record is from RefSeq and is a predicted model, not a curated record. Gene Ontology annotation, cellular component: membrane. The transcript has a single exon. Gene Ontology annotation, biological process: transmembrane transport. Bases 1 to 1620 code for a protein of 539 amino acids.